Messenger RNA from Hypomesus transpacificus, 1690 nucleotides. It is a transcript of the gene ppcs, whose product is annotated as phosphopantothenoylcysteine synthetase. NCBI's taxonomy places the organism in Eukaryota, Metazoa, Chordata, Actinopteri, Osmeriformes, Osmeridae. Gene Ontology annotation, biological process: coenzyme A biosynthetic process. The coding region runs from base 264 to 1217 and encodes 317 amino acids. Gene Ontology annotation, cellular component: nucleus; cytoplasm. The transcript has 4 exons. The record is from RefSeq and is a predicted model, not a curated record. Gene Ontology annotation, molecular function: phosphopantothenate--cysteine ligase activity.
GUCGGAGAAAAAGUAAGACACAGGAAGAUAUGUUUCAGUGAAAGGGGAUUUAACGUUUUCUGAAACUCAGGGACAGCUGGCUGUUACCUGGUGGGUGGCGAUUGUUCUUGCUCCGAUUAAACCUGAAGGUCAAAUAGGCCUACGGCUGUGAGGGGUCAGUUAGUUUAGGCAAUACCCUGCGUCCAAAACUCAGGCUACUGAAACAUCAGCUGGUGAACUUGACAAGCUCGCCUACCUGAAGCCUUGCAUAACCUCUCCGAAGUAUGGCAGACCCCACAACCCCAAAUGCAGAAGGGAAGCUGGCAGUCGAGUUUGCUGUUCCCUCCCAUGUGGAGGAGGUCAAAGGGCAGAUGGGUGCGUUUGCUGCGCAGCACGGGGCGGCGGGGCGGCGGGUGGUACUGAUCACCUCGGGGGGCACCAAGGUUCCCCUGGAGUCUCGCACAGUUCGUUUCCUGGACAACUUCAGCAGCGGUCGGCGUGGGGCCUCGUCCGCAGAGUACUUCCUGGACUCUGGCUACGCUGUGAUCUUCUUGCACAGACACCGCUCCCUGUAUCCCUACACACGCCUCUACGCAGGAGUCAACCUGCUGGACUCCCUGCAGUUAGAGAGCGGCUCUGACUCGGGUGGGCAGGUGACGGUCGACCAGCAGGCUCUCCCCAAUAUCGCCAAAGUCUUGAAGCGCUACCAGGCAGUGAAGGAGGCAGGGCUUCUUCUGCCCAUCGAGUUCAGCACUCUGUCUGAGUACCUGCACCUCCUCAAAGCUGCUGCUCAGGCUCUCAGUACCAUAGGCUCCAAGGCCAUGUUUUAUUUGGCUGCAGCCGUGUCCGACUUCUACAUCCCAGCGUCGGAGAUGCCGGAACAUAAGAUCCAGUCUUCCAAUGGGCCUCUCCAGAUCAGUAUGAAGAUGGUGCCCAAAAUGCUGUCUCCUCUGGUGAAGGACUGGGCUCCACAGGCAUUUGUGACUUCCUUUAAACUGGAGACGGACCCGUCCAUCCUGCUGGACCGGGCUAGACGGGCCCUGGACCUCUACCGGCACCAGGCUGUGGUGGCCAAUGUUCUGGACACCAGGCGGGGCUACGUGGUGGUGGUGACCCAGGACACCCAGGCCGAGCUGGUGCUGUCUGAUGAAGACGUGAGCCAGGAGGUGGAGAUCGAGGAGAUGAUCGUCAGCAACUUGACCACAGCACACGGCCGGUUCAUCAACCAGAAAGGUUGAUGGGUUUCUUUUCAUACUGAGAAUGCCCCCUUACAUUUUGUCUGGAGGGACUGUAAAGUUUAAUCUCAAAUGGUUGUGUGGUGGGAGAGGGUGAUUGGACUGUUGUAGCCACAUUUUAGUAAUGUAAAAUAUUUACCAAUGACAUCAAGCAAAAAUGCAGUGUAGUAUGACGAACCAAGCCUUAACUAAGACUCCAUCAACACAGACACGAGCUGGGACGAUGAAGAAAACGUAAGAAUGUAAAGGCUCAGUGGCUUGCUAGUGUAGUACGGUUCAUUUGUCUGCGUUCAUGCAUGUGGGUUUAGGGGGAAAUUCUACAAUGAUCAUGUAACAACCCAUAGAAAAGAUUCCUGGCUUGUAAUGAUAACUCAGUGUUUGCCAAGUGCUGAUUUGAAUUGAUACAUAUAGACCUCCAGUCCCAGCCAAUCAUUAAGCAUCUUGAGUUUUAUUAAAAAGUGACAUGGAUACUUUGA